UCCACCCAAAACUUGGAACCAAGUGUGCUCACCGCAGCUGGGUGUGCGGGCAACCACGGAUGAGACUCGCUCGACGGAAUCGCCGUCCCUGUUGAAUAGCAUUGCACCCUCCGGGUCCCCGUCUGAAAUGAUCAAUUCAGAUUACGGUGACCAUCUGCCUCCUGACAAAUCUCCUUCCAUCGGCGGUGAGGAUUUGGCACAGCCGGGCUCAGAUUAUGAUAACGUGACACAGUCAGACGAAGAAGCGAAAUUACCAAAGGAAAUGGAAACCGCAUCAGACGAGUGA
Messenger RNA from Echinostoma caproni, 286 nucleotides. Lineage: Eukaryota; Metazoa; Platyhelminthes; Trematoda; Plagiorchiida; Echinostomatidae. The record is from the annotation of a GenBank genome assembly.